This is a messenger RNA of Oncorhynchus keta (chum salmon), 1606 nucleotides long. RefSeq lists its product as uncharacterized. Bases 72 to 1031 code for a protein of 319 amino acids. The record is from RefSeq and is a predicted model, not a curated record. NCBI's taxonomy places the organism in Eukaryota, Metazoa, Chordata, Actinopteri, Salmoniformes, Salmonidae. The transcript has 9 exons.
GUUUAAACGUCUGUCUGUCUCUCUAUCUCUCUCUAUCUAUAUACCCAGGUCUGAGAGAACCUGCAGGUUUAAUGGUCUGUCUGUCUGUCUGGAUAUCCUGGUCUGAGAUGACCUGCAGGUUUAAACGUCUGUCUGUCUGUCUCUCUAUCUAUAUACCCAGGCCUGAGAGGACCUGCAGGUUUAAAGGUCUGUCUGUCUGUCUGUCUGGAUACCCUGGUCUGAGAGGACCUGCAGGUUUAAAGGUCUGUCUGUCUGUCUGGAUACCCUGGUCUGAGAGGACCUGCAGGUUUAAAGGUCUGUCUGUCUGUCUGUCUCUAUCUAUAUACCCUGGUCUGAGAGGACCUGCAGGUUUAAAGGUCUGUCUGUCUCUAUAUCUCUCUCUAUCUAUAUACCCAGGUCUGAGAGGACCUGCAGGUUUAAAGGUCUGUCUGUCUGUCUGGAUACCCAGGUCUGAGAGGACCUGCAGGUUUAAAGGUCUGUCUGUCUCUAUAUCUCUCUCUAUCUAUAUACCCAGGUCUGAGAGGACCUGCAGGUUUAAAGGUCUGUCUGUCUCUAUAUCUCUCUCUAUCUAUAUACCCAGGUCUGAGAGGACCUGCAGGUUUAAAGGUCUGUCUGUCUCUAUAUCUCUCUCUAUCUAUAUACCCAGGUCUGAGAGGACCUGCAGGUUUAAAGGUCUGUCUGUCUGUCUGUCUGGAUACCCAGGUCUGAGAGGACCUGCAGGUUUAAAGGUCUGUCUGUCUGUCUGUCUGUCUGUCUGUCUGUCUGGAUACCCUGGUCUGAGAGGACCUGCAGGUUUAAAGGUCUGUCUGUCUGUCUGGAUACCCUGGUCUGAGAGGACCUGCAGGUUUAAAGGUCUGUCUGUCUGGAUACCCUGGUCUGAGAGGACCUGCAGGUUUAAAGGUCUGUCUGUCUGUCUGUCUGUCUGUCUGUCUGUCUGUCUGUCUGUCUGUAUCUAUAUACCCAGGUCUGAGAGGACCUGCAGGUUUAAUGGUCUGUCUGUCUGUCUGUCUGGAUACCCUGGUCUGAGAUGACCUGCAGGUUUAAACGUCUGUCUGUCUGUCUGUCUGUCUGUCUGUCUGUCUGUCUGGAUACCCUGAUCUGAGAGGACCUGCAGGUUUAAACGUCUGUCUGUCUGUCUGUCUGCCUGGAUACCCUGGUCUGAGAGGACCUGCAGGUUUAAUGGUCUGUCUGUCUGUCUGGAUACCCUGGUCUGAGAUGACCUGCAGGUUUAAACGUCUAUCUGUCUGUCUCUCUAUCUCUGUCUAUAUACCCAGGUCUGAGAGGACCUGCAGGUUUAAUGGUCUGUCCUGUCUGUCCUGUCUGUCUGUCUGUCUGUCUGUCUGUCUGGACACCCUGGUCUGAGAGGACCUGCAGGUUUAAAGGUCUGUCUGUCUCUCUGGAUACCCUGGUCUGAGAGGACCUGCAGGUUUAUAUGUUCUGUCUGUCUGUCUGUCUGGAUACCCUGAUCUGAGAGGACCUGCAGGUUUAAAGGUCUCUGUCUGUCUGUCUGGAUACCCUGAUCUGAGAGGACCUGCAGGUUUAAAGGUCUGUCUGUCUGUCUGUCUGUCUGUCUGUCUGUCUGUCUGUCUGUCUGUCUGUCUGUCUG